AUGUCCUUGGGAGCGGCAAUGCCGUUGAUUAUGUGGGGCUGUGCUGGUACUAUGAUGGUUGCAGCAUCUGCUAACUCCUUAAAUCAGGUAUUUAAAUAUAUAAGAGGUCGAGGGACUAAUGUUUCAACUUCCACGGCAAGGUUUGUGCAGGCUAAUUUGUUGGCAGCUGGGCUUGCAGCUUCUAAUCUUGUUCUCUAUGCAUUUGUAUACACUCCACUGAAGCAGAUACAUCCAGUAAAUGCUUGGGUUGGGGCUACUGUUGGUGCUAUUCCACCCCUUCUUGGGUGGGCUGCAGCCUCUGGUCAUAUGGAGGGUACAUGCUAUGCUAUUUUUAAAGUCUUGAUGUAUAAGAAUUCAUCUGUCAUUGCCCUUGACUGGAAAAACUGCACAUGCAACAUUCGGGAGUUCAAUUUGGAGAUUCCAAAAAAGUGGGGAGAGCAGUUUAGCUUGAGUAUCGACGCUGAGUUUAGGAUGUUUUCUCUCACUGACUCAUCUGGUCAAAGAACAGCCUUGGUGGCGUUGAGGAACUGCUUAUAUCUGCUUCCAUUGGGGUACCUGGCCUAUGAUUGUGAGUUAUUCCCAGAACUUCAAUAUAUUAUGAGGCCAGAGGGCAUUACUUCCAGAUGGGUCUGUCUUGAAUCAACACUACCUGCUCUUGAAAUCAGUGCUACAGCUAUCAUUUUACUUAAACCGCACAUCAAAGAAUGCCAGGAGAAUGUUCCAUGCCAGCCUUCUCUAUCUUCUGGUGUUUAUGUUUGGGCUUCUGUGUCAUCGCGAAUGUGA
This is a messenger RNA of Ilex paraguariensis (yerba mate), 783 nucleotides long. The record is from the annotation of a GenBank genome assembly. Lineage: Eukaryota; Viridiplantae; Streptophyta; Magnoliopsida; Aquifoliales; Aquifoliaceae.